Exaiptasia diaphana is the source of this 2478-nucleotide messenger RNA. RefSeq lists its product as uncharacterized. Gene Ontology annotation, cellular component: membrane; synapse; neuron projection. Gene Ontology annotation, biological process: nervous system process; regulation of membrane potential; signal transduction. Bases 1 to 2478 code for a protein of 825 amino acids. Lineage: Eukaryota; Metazoa; Cnidaria; Anthozoa; Actiniaria; Aiptasiidae. The transcript is spliced from 8 exons. The record is from RefSeq and is a predicted model, not a curated record. Gene Ontology annotation, molecular function: neurotransmitter receptor activity; extracellular ligand-gated monoatomic ion channel activity; transmembrane signaling receptor activity.
AUGAAUAAAGACUUCCAGCAUCAAAUAUUGACACUCCAUGUGUGGAUAAGAACAUAUUGGAAAGAUGAAUUCGUAAAUUGGAAUCCUAAAGACUUUGGGGGAUUAGAUAGGAUCAGUGUUGACGCUGACAAACUUUGGGUUCCCGAUAUCAAGCUCUACAACAGUGCUUCCCACAAGCAAAGAGAUGGGUUGACCUCUGAGCUAAAAAAGAGUCAGAUAGUUAUAGAUCACAGGGGAGAAACAAGAUGGAGCACCCCAGCAAUCAUCUCAUCGUCCUGCAAAGUUGACGCACCACAUUUUCCGUUCGAUGAUCAACAAUGCAUGCUUGAAUUUGGAUCUUGGGUUUUUGAUGCCAGUAAAAUGGACAUGGAUAUCGUCAGCCCGUAUGUUGACAAAGAGAGCUACUCUGAAAAUGAGGAGUGGAGUUUUUAUGAAAACAAAAUUGAACGUCAUGCGAGGAAAUACAACUGCUGUCCUGCUCCUUAUCCAGUGGUGGAGGUCACGGUAUCCAUGAAGAGAAGGCCUGCUUUUUUUAUGUAUAAUUUGAUCAUCCCUUGUGGACUCAUCACAGUUGUUUCACUCUUUUCGUUUAUUUUGCCACCAAAUUCAGGAGAAAGGGUGUCUUUCAUAAUGACUGUGCUGGUAGCUUUGUCGGUUUAUAUGAUGAUAGUGAAUGACGAAAUGCCGCAUUCUGCAGAAACAUCGUUGUCCUCACAGUUUUUCCUUUUUGUAAUGGUAGAGCAAGUCCUUUCUGUUGUGGCAUCAUGUUUUGUCAUAAGAUUCCACAACAACGAAACACCAUUGCCAAAGUGGUUCGAUACUCUAGUAAAUAAAUGGAUUGCAAGACUGGUUUGGAUGUAUGAAGAAAAUAAUUGCACAGUGGUUCCUUGGGAAAAGGGAAACGAUUUGUUCAUUAAAAGAUCUGAUYCAUUUGUAAUGGACAAUAAUGGCUACAAACAUGAAGAUCCUCAAAAKAAGAUAAGCGAAAUCGCCCAAGAAAURCCUGAARCCAAAAGCUCUCUGACAAGUACCGAAGCAAGGAUGGAAUUGAAAGAACUUGUCAAGGAGGUUKCUGUCCUUUCUGACAAGUUUCGGGWGAUGAAUACGAAGGAAAAAGUMCAGRAUGAAUGGUCWAGAGCUGCAGCUGUUUUAGAUAGAUUUUUCCUUUUCCUACUUCUCGCCAUUACCAUCAUUUCUGACUUCCAGCAUCAAAUAUUGACACUCCAUGUGUGGAUAAGAACAUAUUGGAAAGAUGAAUUCGUAAAUUGGAAUCCUAAAGACUUUGGGGGAUUAGAUAGGAUCAGUGUUGACGCUGACAAACUUUGGGUUCCAGAUAUCAAGCUCUACAACAGUGCUUCCCACAAGCAAAGAGAUGGGUUGACCUCUGAGCUAAAAAAGAGUCAGAUAGUUAUAGAUCACAGAGGUGAAACAAGAUGGAGCACCCCAGCAAUCAUCUCAUCGUCCUGCAAAGUUGACGCACCACAUUUUCCGUUCGAUGAUCAACAAUGCAUGCUUGAAUUUGGAUCUUGGGUUUUUGAUGCCAGUAAAAUGGACAUGGAUAUCGUCAGCCCGUAUGUUGACAAAGAGAGCUACUCUGAAAAUGAGGAGUGGAGUUUUUAUGAAAACAAAGUGGAACGUCAUGCGAGGAAAUAUAACUGCUGUCCUGCUCCUUAUCCAGUGGUGGAGGUCACGGUAUCCAUGAAGAGAAGGCCUGCUUUUUUUAUGUAUAAUUUGAUCAUCCCUUGUGGUCUCAUCACAGUUGUUUCACUCUUUUCGUUUAUUUUGCCGCCAAAUUCAGGAGAAAGAGUGUCUUUUAUAAUGACUGUGCUGGUAGCUUUGUCGGUUUAUAUGAUGAUAGUCAAUGAAGAAAUGCCGCAUUCUGCAGAAACAUCGUUGUCCUCUCAGUUCUUCCUCUUUGUAAUGGUAGAGCAAGUCCUUUCUGUUGUAGCAUCAUGUUUUGUUAUAAGAUUCCACAACAACGAAACACCAUUGCCAAAGUGGUUCGAUACUUUUGUAAAUAAAUGGAUUGCAAGACUGGUUUGGAUGUAUGAAGAAAAUAAUUGCACAGUGGUUCCUUGGGAAAAGGGAAACGAUUUGUUCAUUAAAAGAUCUGAUYCAUUUGUAAUGGACAAUAAUGGCUACAAACAUGAAGAUCCUCAAAAKAAGAUAAGCGAAAUCGCCCAAGAAAURCCUGAARCCAAAAGCUCUCUGACAAGUACCGAAGCAAGGAUGGAAUUGAAAGAACUUGUCAAGGAGGUUKCUGUCCUUUCUGACAAGUUUCGGGWGAUGAAUACGAAGGAAAAAGUMCAGRAUGAAUGGUCWAGAGCUGCAGCUGUUUUAGAUAGAUUUUUCCUUUUCCUACUUCUCGCCAUUACCAUCAUUUCUUGUAUUAAAAAGAAAGGCGCCGAAAAUUUAAAAGAAUACAGAGAAUUACAGUCAUUUCCAAAAAAUUUGGUCAGGCGUAAAAACUAUAUCUAG